Molecule: messenger RNA, 2515 nt
Organism: Kogia breviceps (pygmy sperm whale)
Lineage: Eukaryota; Metazoa; Chordata; Mammalia; Artiodactyla; Physeteridae
Gene: BTBD9
Product: BTB domain containing 9
Biological process (GO): adult locomotory behavior; modulation of chemical synaptic transmission; circadian behavior
Cellular component (GO): cytoplasm
Molecular function (GO): protein binding
Source: RefSeq, a predicted model, not a curated record
GGCGGCGACGGCAGGGGCCGAGGGGGCGGUCGCUACGAGGCGGGUGCGGAGCGGGAGGAAGAAGCGUUUGUGCGGGCGGUGAGGUCGCAGAGGAACAUCGUGGGGAUCAACGACUAUCAUCUGUUCUACAAGAUGAGUAACAGCCACCCUCUUCGCCCCUUUACUGCAGUGGGAGAAAUUGAUCAUGUGCACAUUUUGUCUGAACAUAUUGGUGCCUUGUUGAUUGGAGAAGAAUAUGGCGACGUCACAUUUGUUGUGGAAAAGAAACGUUUUCCUGCCCACAGGGUAAUUUUAGCAGCAAGGUGCCAAUAUUUUCGAGCAUUACUCUAUGGUGGAAUGCGAGAAUCUCAGCCUGAAGCUGAAAUCCCUCUCCAAGACACCACUGCAGAAGCAUUCACAAUGCUACUUAAAUACAUCUACACUGGGCGGGCGACGCUGACAGAUGAGAAAGAGGAGGUACUGCUGGACUUUUUGAGCCUGGCUCAUAAAUACGGAUUUCCAGAGCUGGAGGAUUCUACCUCUGAGUACCUCUGCACCAUACUUAACAUUCAGAAUGUCUGUAUGACUUUUGAUGUUGCCAGUCUCUACUCCCUUCCCAAGUUAACUUCCAUGUGCUGCAUGUUUAUGGACAGAAAUGCUCAGGAGGUGCUCUCAAGCGAAGGCUUCCUCUCCCUUUCUAAGACAGCACUUUUAAACAUCGUAUUAAGAGAUUCAUUUGCAGCUCCUGAAAAAGAUAUCUUCUUAGCCUUGUUAAACUGGUGUAAGCAUAAUUCAAAGGAGAAUCAUGCUGAAAUCAUGCAGGCUGUCCGUUUGCCUCUGAUGAGCCUCACUGAACUUCUGAAUGUCGUGAGGCCUUCGGGACUGUUGUCUCCUGAUGCCAUUCUGGAUGCUAUUAAAGUUCGAUCAGAGAGCCGGGACAUGGACCUUAAUUAUAGAGGCAUGCUCAUACCAGAAGAAAACAUUGCAACUAUGAAAUAUGGAGCCCAGGUGGUAAAAGGGGAGCUGAAGUCUGCCUUAUUAGAUGGUGACACUCAAAAUUAUGAUUUGGAUCAUGGAUUUUCUAGGCACCCAAUUGAUGAUGACUGCCGUUCUGGCAUCGAGAUUAAGCUAGGUCAGCCGUCCAUUAUCAAUCAUAUACGGAUACUCCUGUGGGACCGAGAUAGCCGGUCUUAUUCAUACUUCAUUGAAGUCUCAAUGGAUGAACUUGAUUGGAUCAGAGUGAUUGAUCAUUCGCAAUAUCUCUGUCGUUCUUGGCAAAAGUUGUAUUUUCCAGCCCGUGUCUGCAGGUAUAUUCGAAUAGUUGGGACUCACAACACAGUGAAUAAGAUUUUUCACAUUGUGGCUUUUGAAUGUAUGUUUACAAACAAAACCUUCACUCUGGAGAAGGGGCUAUUAGUUCCCAUGGAGAAUGUUGCAACAAUUGCUGAUUGUGCCAGUGUGAUUGAAGGAGUCAGUCGGAGCCGAAAUGCCUUGCUGAAUGGGGACACUAAGAACUAUGAUUGGGAUUCUGGCUAUACAUGUCAUCAGCUAGGAAGUGGUGCAAUUGUGGUUCAGCUGGCCCAGCCAUACAUGAUUGGGUCAAUACGGUUACUACUGUGGGACUGUGACGAUCGGAGCUAUAGCUACUACGUCGAAGUUUCCACCAACCAGCAGCAGUGGACCAUGGUAGCCGACAGAACUAAAGUCACCUGCAAGUCCUGGCAGUCAGUCACUUUUGAAAGACGGCCGGCCUCCUUCAUUCGAAUCGUUGGAACACACAACACAGCAAAUGAGGUGUUCCACUGCGUCCACUUUGAGUGUCCCGAGCAGCAGAGCAACCAGAGGGAGGAGAACAGCGAGGAAUCGGGGACGGGGGACACCAGCCCAGCCAGUCGGCAGCCCGGCCCCCACGCCCUGCAGGCCCCCAGCGGCAACUCGCUGCACUCCAGCCCAGGCUCCAGCUCAUACUCAGCCACCCGGCAGCACCAGUAGAGGAGGCGUACGUGUGGAGUGACUCGGCUGGGCCCAGGUGGCACGGGAGCCGUGUCCUCCCCAAGCAGGGAUCCCUGUGGACACCUCCCCCCGCCACCCCCGCCCCACGAGGAACAGACCUGGCUGCAGAAACACACAGGACAGCUUUCCUCCCAAGGACACAAAGGGGCUGCUUUGUUCUCCUCAGCUUGUUCAAAUCAGGCUGGUCUCCAGGGGGAGAAAGUGGGUCUUCAAUCUUCAUCAAGUCCAUUAACACCCUACCUCUCUCAUCUAACCCCGCAAAGACCACAGAAGGAAGUAAUAGGCCUGAGUCGGAAUACAAAGGUGGCACAUGAACACAGGAAUGGAAGAGAAUGUAUUAGGCCUUCAUUACCUGGAGGCACCCUGUAGGAAAUGGGUUUCCUUAGAGUGUUUACUUUUAUGGAACACAUUGCCCUGGCAACUAAAUAAUUUUUUAUUUCUUUUAGUUAUUCUCCAUUUGCUGAAUCAUAGGAGUUCCAGAUUGAAAGGUUCAAACAGCAAAUCACUUGUUUUAAUCCCUUUU